AUGGAGCCAUUUCAAAAGAAAAGACUAAUUCAGAAAUACAGGAAAAGACUAGGUAUGGAAAAUGCUAUAUCAAAUGUCAAUGGGAAAAUAUGGUUAUUCUUAGAUACAUCGGUGGAAUGGGAUUUAUUGGUUGAUACUGAGCAGCAGCUGACCAUCAAGGUGUAUCAUCAGGAUAUAGGUAACCACAUCAUGAUGACUUUUGUAUAUGAAAAAUGUUCAUCAUUGGAAAGAUUAGAACUGUGGGAUAACCUAUAUUAUCUUGCAAGUGACAUGGACUUGCCUUGGGUAGUCGGAGGAGAUUUUAAUGUGAUUCUUAGUGAAGAGGAGAAGAUAGGAGGACUGCCGGUACAUCCUCCAAAAUAUGAAGACUUUUCUUUUUGUGUUAACUCAUGCAGAUUGUUUGAUCUUAGAUAUGCAGGCAGUCCCUUCACUUGGUGGAAUAGGAGGACAAAUGCAAAGUGUAUCUUCAAAUGGUUGGACAUGAUAUUUGUUAAUCAACCUUUCCAAACUCUAUUUCCUAGCAUUGAGGUAGAAUAUUUGAUAAGAACUGGCUCAGAUCAUGCAUCUUUAUUGAUAAAUUGUGGAAAGUAUGCAACACAAUUUUUGAAGCCUUUCAGAUUCCUGAAAUUUUGGGCAAAGCACGAGAUAUUCAAAGAUGUAGUCAGACAGAACUGGUUUGCAGACUUCAUGGGAGAUCCAUUCCUGAUGUUCAAGCAAAAAUUAAAAAGAGUGAAGAUUGCACUAUCUAAAUUGAGUAAGCUCAUAUUUGAAGAUAUAUUUAAGCAGCUGGCAAUUAGAAAAGAUAUUGUUAGAAUCAAGGAGAUGCUAUUUGAGGAGGAACCAACAAUUGACAAUAGAAUUGUCCUCCAAAAAGCACAGGCAGAAUUGAAGAAAUACUUGAGCUUAGAGGAACACUACUGGAAACAAAAGGCAGCCAAGGCAGCUAUAGAAUUCUUCCAAAAACAGUUUAGUCAUAAAAGUGAUCCAUCAAACUUUGAUCUUCUGAAUAAUGUUCCUGCUAUGGUAUCUCUGGAUAAAAACAUGGAGCUAUGUAGGAUGCCAACUAUAGAUGAGUUUAAGGGAGCAGUCUUUGCUUUGAGUGAAGAUAGUGCAAGUGGACCUGUUGGUUUCACUGGAGUGUUUUAUCAAGAGUGCUGGGAUAUAGUAGGUGAAGACAUGGUUAACAUGCUGCAGAGUUUUUACAAUAGGGCCUCACUUCCAAAAUCCGUUACUCACACCAAUCUGGUACUAAUACCAAAGAAGAAGUUGGUUCAUACAUUCUCAGACUAA
Nicotiana tabacum (common tobacco) is the source of this 1290-nucleotide messenger RNA. RefSeq lists its product as uncharacterized. The record is from RefSeq and is a predicted model, not a curated record. Gene Ontology annotation, molecular function: catalytic activity. Lineage: Eukaryota; Viridiplantae; Streptophyta; Magnoliopsida; Solanales; Solanaceae.